AGCUCUACACCUCGGCUGUAUCAGUUUACACCGUCGCAAAAACAAUUCACAAUGUGGAAGUGUCUCGGAUUCCUUUUUCUUUUGGCGGGCGUGAGGGGUCUGGGUCAGCAGGCUGGCCUCCAUCCGACGCUGUGUGGAGAGGUACAAAGUGCGACUCUGCCGUUGCAAUCGCAAGCCAGGGAGUCCCUACUUGACCCCCAUCUAAGCCGUGAGAAAAGACAACAGCAGAUUGUCCAGGAGGUAAUUGUCGAGAAUAACUUCGGUGGUCCUGGAUUUGGAGGUCCUGGAUUUGGAGGUCCUGGAUUUGGAGGUCCUGGAUUUGGAGGUCCUGGAUUUGGAGGUCCCGGAUUUGGAGGUCCUGGAUUUGGACGUCCUGGACUUGGACGUCCUGGAUUUGGAGGUCCUGCACUUGGAGGUUUCGUAGGCCGUGGAUUCGCACGCAGCAAUAAUCAGGCGGAGGAAGAUGAGCCGCGCACGGAGCCAAAUCCGUUUUACAAGCCACUAAGUGAAGCUCCUUCGCCGGCUUGCCCAAAAAACCACUUGUUCUCCUGCGAAGCGGUCAUCAAGCCGGUUCCAUGCGGGUUCAGCCGAAGAUAUGGCCUUUAAACUAAUUUAACUACCAUAACUUCAUCACAAAAGUUUGUUUUGUCUUAUUAAAUUAUUAUAUUAAAUCCAAAGAUAUUCAUCAUACCCUUCACACGUAAA
This is a messenger RNA of Drosophila eugracilis, 705 nucleotides long. RefSeq names its product 41 kDa spicule matrix protein (gene Vm26Ac). The record is from RefSeq and is a predicted model, not a curated record. NCBI's taxonomy places the organism in Eukaryota, Metazoa, Arthropoda, Insecta, Diptera, Drosophilidae. The coding region runs from base 52 to 606 and encodes 184 amino acids. The transcript has a single exon.